CGAGCUAUUUAGUGGCACCCGAGGCCCCGCCCCAAGCCGGAAGUGACGGAGGCGAGCUAGCGAGUCGUAGCUACCUCUAUGGUUUUCCUCUCGUUCUUGAGUCGGGAAAUGGCCGCUGUGUAGUUACGACGGAGCUAAAUCCCGGGAACGGCUGUUCGUUGUGUCAGGAACUUGAAUUUAGAGUUUAAUUUCUCAGAACAUUCUCUUCAGGAAGAACCUUACAGUAUCUUAAAGGCUUCACUGGCUUCUUGAUCCUGCAUAAGCCCAAGGAGAAAAGAAAUGGGUCGCUCCAAUUCUAGAUCACAUUCUUCAAGAUCAAAGUCUAGAUCACAGUCUAGUUCUCGAUCAAGAUCAAGAUCGCACUCUAGAAAGAAGAGAUACAGUUCUAGGUCUCGUUCCAGGACAUAUUCAAGAUCUCGUAGUAGAGAUCGUAUUUAUUCUAGAGAUUAUCGACGAGAUUACAGAAAUAAUAGAGGAAUGAGACGACCUUAUGGGUACAGAGGAAGGGGUAGAGGGUAUUAUCAAGGAGGAGGAGGUAGAUAUCAUCGAGGUGGUUAUAGACCUGUCUGGAAUAGAAGGCACUCUAGGAGUCCUAGACGAGGUCGUUCACGUUCCAGGAGUCCAAAAAGAAGAUCAGUUUCGUCUCAAAGAUCCCGAAGCAGAUCUCGCCGGUCAUAUAGAUCCUCUAGGUCUCCAAGAUCAUCAUCAUCUCGUUCUUCAUCCCCAUAUAGUAAAUCUCCUGUCUCCAAAAGACGAGGGUCUCAGGAAAAACAAACCAAAAAACCUGAAGGGGAACCCCAAGAAGAGAGUCCUUUGAAAAGUAAAUCACAAGAAGAGCCGAAAGAUACGUUUGAACAUGAUCCAUCUGAAUCUAUUGAUGAAUUUAAUAAAUCAGCCACAUCUGGCGAUAUUUGGCCUGGCCUUUCUGCUUAUGAUAAUAGUCCCAGAUCACCCCAUAGUCCUUCACCUAUUGCUACACCACCUAGUCAGAGUUCAUCCUGCUCUGAUGCCCCCAUGCUUAGUACAGUUCACUCUGCAAAAAAUACCCCCUCUCAGCAUUCACAUUCCAUUCAGCAUAGUCCUGAAAGGUCUGGAUCUGGUUCUAUUGGAAAUGGAUCUAGUCGAUACAGUCCUUCUCAGAAUAGUCCAAUUCAUCAUAUCCCCUCACGAAGAAGCCCAGCAAAGACAAUCAUACCACAGAAUGCUCCAAGAGAUGAGUCCAGGGGACGUUCUUUUUAUCCUGAUGGAGGAGAUCAGGAAACUGCAAAGACUGGAAAGUUCUUAAAAAGGUUCACAGAUGAAGAGUCUAGAGUAUUCCUGCUUGAUAGGGGUAAUACCAGGGAUAAAGAGGCGCCAAAGGAGAAAGGAUCAGAGAAAGGGAGGGCAGAGGGAGAAUGGGAAGAUCAGGAAGCUCUAGAUUACUUCAGUGAUAAAGAGUCUGGAAAACAAAAGUUUAAUGAUUCAGAAGGGGAUGAUACAGAGGAGACAGAGGAUUAUAGACAGUUCAGGAAGUCAGUCCUUGCAGAUCAGGGUAAAAAUUUUGCUGCUGCAUCUCAUCGGAAUACUGAGGAGGAAGGAUCCAAGUACAAGUCCAAAGUUUCACUGAAAGGCAAUAGAGAAAGUGAUGGAUUUAGAGAAGAAAAAAAUUAUAAACUUAAAGAGACUGGCUAUGUAGUAGAAAGGCCAAGCACUACAAAAGAUAAGCACAAAGAAGAAGAUAAAAGUUCUGAAAGAAUAACAGUAAAGAAAGAAACUCAGUCACCUGAGCAGGUAAAGUCUGAAAAGCUCAAAGACCUCUUUGAUUACAGUCCCCCUCUACACAAGAAUCUGGAUGCAAGAGAAAAGUCUACCUUCAGAGAGGAGAGUCCACUUAGGAUCAAAAUGAUAGCCAGUGAUUCACACCGUCCUGAAGUCAAACUCAAAAUGGCACCUGUUCCUCUUGAUGAUUCUAACAGACCUGCCUCCUUGACUAAAGACAGGCUACUUGCUAGUACACUUGUCCAUUCUGUCAAGAAGGAACAAGAAUUCCGAUCCAUCUUUGACCACAUUAAGUUGCCUCAGGCCAGCAAAAGCACUUCAGAGUCAUUUAUACAACACAUUGUGUCCUUGGUUCAUCAUGUUAAAGAGCAAUACUUCAAAUCACCUGCAGUGACCCUUAACGAGCGGUUCACUUCGUAUCAGAAAGCCACUGAAGAGCAUAGUACCCGGCAAAAGAGCCCUGAAAUACACAGGAGAAUUGACAUCUCUCCAAGUGCCCUGAGGAAGCAUACCCGUUUAGCAGGAGAGGAGAGAGUUUUUAAAGAAGAAAGUCAGAAGGGAGAUAAAAAACUAAGGUGUGAUUCUGCUGAUCUUCGGCAUGACAUUGAUCGCCGUAGAAAAGAAAGAAGUAAAGAACGGGGGGAUUCCAAGGGCUCCAGGGAAUCCAGUGGAUCGAGAAAGCAGGACAAAACUCCAAAAGAUUACAAGGAAUACAAAUCUUACAAAGAUGACAGUAAACAUAAAAGUAGAGAGCAAGAUCAUUCUCGAUCUUCGUCCUCUUCAGCAUCACCCUCUUCUCCCAGUUCUCGAGAAGAAAAGGAAAGUAAGAAGGAACGAGAAGAAGAAUUUAAAACCCAUCAUGAACUGAAAGAAUACUCUGGCUUUGCAGGAGUUAGCAGACCACGAGGAACCUUCUUUCGAAUUAGAGGCAGAGGAAGAGCCAGAGGAGUUUUUGCUGGGACAAAUACUGGUCCAAACAACUCAAAUACUUCUUUUCAAAAGAGACCGAAGGAAGAGGAAUGGGAUCCAGAAUAUACCCCAAAGAGCAAGAAGUACUUCUUGCACGAUGACAGAGAUGAUGGUGUGGAUUAUUGGGCCAAAAGAGGAAGAGGUCGUGGGACUUUUCAACGUGGCAGAGGGCGCUUUAAUUUCAAGAAAUCAGGUAGCAGCCCAAAAUGGACCCAUGACAAGUACCAAGGGGAUGGGAUUGUUGAAGAUGAAGAAGAGACUAUGGACAAUAAUGAAGACAAGAAGGACAGACGCAAAGAGGAAAAGGAAUAGUAACUGAAGUAAGAUUGCUACAGAGAGCAGAACUUGCACCCACCAUUUUUUUUAACCUGAAUUUUGUUUUCAAAUGAUGUAAGCAUUUUACUUAAAUUUUACUGUUUGCAAGUAGCCUAUAGAAAUUUUGUUUUAAGUCUUCAGAUAUCUUGAAAAAUAGUAGACCGUAUGUUGAAAAUUGUAUUGAAAUAAAGUAGAAAAUUGUUACGUACCAUAUUUGUAACUCUCAACUUUUAAAUACUUUUACUGUUUUUGUUACAUGCAUUGUAAUUCUGCUUUGUCUAUAAGAUAUGGUUCAAGUACAGCUCUGUGAAAAGUUCUGAUUCUCUUCCUUCCCUGUUUGUUAAUGUUUUAUUCUGAAGUAAACGUUAGCUCUACAUACAAAUCCGUGAACAGAAAUUGUUUAUAGUGACCACACUAAUUAUUUUAACUGUAUACAUCUGAUUAACAUCUUAAAGUGAUUCGAACACUACAUCUGUAGGGUAACUACUUUUUGAAGUGUACCACAAAAAUUAAUACUUCGGUAAACUAAGCUGAUUUAACACUUCAGCAAAUAAGGAAAAAAUGCUUUGCCAAUAGCUUAAAAACUACAAACUGUUAAAAGUGGAUUAAAAGGUUUGAGAAAAUGUGUUUUUACUGAAAGCAAACAGUGGCCUGUAAGAACCAUUGUUAGGAGCCUUUGAGUUCAAAAUUUAAUGUUCUCUUUUGAUUCUCAUUUGGUAGUUUGAGUCAUGGUCUUAGUACCUGUUUGAGAGAGGUAACUGGUUUGUAAUAACAGCGAGUAAAAAGUCCCACUCCCACAGAAUAUUGUAGUAUUAAAAAGAAAGAACAAAAUCUGUAAUUGUAAUGUUGCUAUGGAGAGGAUUAUCCUGCAGAAUAAAUUGAUGUGUCCAGUACCUGAUUUCAUAGGUUAUAUCUUAUUUGAGCUUUUGAAUAGCUGGAAAUGAGUGGUAUAACCAUAAGAAAAAAUAGACAAGUAUAAUUUGUUCAUUAUUAACUGAGUUCUAAUAAUAAAAGGUUUUGGCAGGAAGCUUGCAGCAUUGAUCUAACUUACUUUUUUCUCCCCGUUUCACUUGCAGUUUGUAAAGUAGCUUUUUCUUUUUCUUUCCAAGGGCUCUUUCAUUCAAGUAGAUAAUCUUUCAAAUGUGAAUUACUUUUUAUGUUUAUAGCUCUUAAAAGAAUGAAAAUCUGAAAUAGUAUACUUCUUAUUUCUGUUUAUAUAAAACUAACCACGAUUCAUUUUAAUUCAACCAAAUUAGUUGUAUAUUUUUGCAUUUAAAGAUAAUGCUUGUUCUGUAAAUGUGAACCUUUGAAGAUCUUAAGUGUGUGGUUCUUUCAUCCUCAUUUUUGAUGCUUUGCAGUGCGUAUAGCACCUUGAUUGCAGCCAGGGACAUUUGCUAAGAGCUUUUGAAACUAAGCAAAACUAAAAGGAAAGUCAGUAUAUUUGAUAUUUAUUGUGUAAGGUCCUUAGUAUUGCAUAAUUUUCUCUUAUUUUCUCUUUUUGAAAUCACCUAGUAAAGCAGAGAAGAGGUUCUCGUCAAAGCAAGGAUGUAUUGCAUCGAUUAGGACAUAACCCUCUUAGAAUAAUGCUUAAAUUUCAAAGCAACAUGGUAGAGACCCCAACAUUUAUUUUAUACCGUUUCAUUUUAUAUGAACAACACAUUGCUUUUAAAAGUCACUAUUUGGUUAGACACAGAUUCCCUAUGCAUGUCUAUUUUUGUGUAGCUUUGCUUUUCCACUGAAAGGCAAAAGAGGAAAGGGGAUUUACUAAAAAAUUAUUCAGUAGGGAGUUGGGAAUAAAGCUACUCAAGUUCUUUGGACAGGUUAUAUUUUAAGUGCAAAUGCAUUGCUUUAACUUUGGUUACUUUUAUUCUCAUACAGUUGAGGAAAGCAUAUCCUAUCAGAAUAUAGUAGGAUAGAGUGAUUGUGAGAACUACAAUAGAAUGGCAUUAUGGAUGUUAUCUUUUUUAUAGCCAAGAAUAAUAUAAAAAGUAGUCCGUAUUUUUUUAAAUCACAGUUUAAUUCCACACUUUAUGAUGUUAUAAAAGCUGAAUGGUUCCUUUUGGUAAGGAUAUUUAUUUACAAAUGCCAGAAAAUAACUCUUUGAUACUUGCAUUAACAAACUUGUCUUUUGCUUGGAGAAGGGAAAAAAAGACGAACCAAAGGUAUUUCUUUCUAGAAAAAAUAAAACUGUUUAAUAAGGCCAUGACUCAAUUCUUAGGUCUGUAUACUUUUAACAUCCUAAGAAUUUAAUACAAAAAGCAAAACGUUUUUUCAAUUGCAGUCUGCUUCAAGGAAUUGCUGUUGGUUCCUUUUUGUCACAGUUAAAAUCAGUGUUGGGAAUUAAAUAAUAAUUUGAGAAAAAUAUUACCCAAUAAGAAUGAAUGUAGAUGGCUUAACGAUUCUUACUCAGUGUGAUGUAUAAUGCAACAGGGACCCUUGUAAAUUGUCAUAUGCCAAUAAAAAUGUCAUAAGUGGUAA
Molecule: messenger RNA, 5520 nt
Organism: Heterocephalus glaber (naked mole-rat)
Lineage: Eukaryota; Metazoa; Chordata; Mammalia; Rodentia; Bathyergidae
Gene: Bclaf1
Product: BCL2 associated transcription factor 1
Biological process (GO): positive regulation of transcription by RNA polymerase II
Cellular component (GO): mediator complex
Molecular function (GO): DNA binding; transcription coregulator activity
Source: RefSeq, a predicted model, not a curated record